Dermatophagoides farinae (American house dust mite) is the source of this 1884-nucleotide messenger RNA. The record is from RefSeq and is a predicted model, not a curated record. NCBI's taxonomy places the organism in Eukaryota, Metazoa, Arthropoda, Arachnida, Sarcoptiformes, Pyroglyphidae.
AUGGCCGGAAUUGGAAUAAAGAAUUUCAUAUAUAGCGAUCGUGAAGUGGAUUUGUUACAUGACGAAAAACCAAUCAAUUCUUCUCAUCCAAAUGCUUAUCUUCAUAGUUGUUUACAUGAUUAUUCACAUCUAAUCACAAACAAAUAUAUGUCAGAUGAAUGGGAUGAAUUGAUUUCGAUUAGUUAUGAUCAUAAAUUUCAAGAUAUUAAAAAAAGUCAUCAAGCAAAAUUGAAUUCAGUAGGUCAGAAACGUCAUUGGCUACUUGACUAUACUUUUAUCAAGGACGAAGAUAUACUCAAACAUCGUGGAAAAGAUGCAAGCAAUUAUUUAUUAUUUCAACGUUAUAUUAUCUAUAUUUUGACAUUCCUUUCCAUUGUUUCAAUGACAAUUCUUACUCCAGUCAAUAUGUCUGGUGGUAACAGUCUUAGUACAUAUUAUGAAAUGACAACAAUCAACAAUGUUAAAAAAACUUCAUCACUACUUUGGAUACAUACAAUAACAGCGGUUGUCAUUGUAAUCAUUGGAAUUUUCAUAAUGAAAAAAUUCUCUGAUUACAUAUUUUUACCUCAACAAGAAUCAACUGGUCAAACCAUUUUGAUACAGAAUCUUCCUAAAAAGGCUCGUGAUGCACAAAAAUUGAAAAAAUUCAUUGAAGUCAAUUUUAGUGAUGUCGAAGUUACACGAAUUACAUAUACUUAUGAAAUAGAAACGAUAAGAAAUUUACAAAAAGAUAUGAAAGCAUUCCAAUUUUCAUUAGAUUAUUGUGAACAAUAUCAACGACAUUAUGGUCGUCCGCUAUUGGUACGGCCAUAUAUGUUUGGUCUGAUUUGUCCACAAUGUCCAUUGUGUGGUAUAUGUUAUUAUCAGCAUCAAUUCUAUGAAUGUCAGAGACAAAUCGAAAUCGAAGUGAUCAAAACAAUAAAUCAACCUCAACAUGCUGCAUUUGUUCGACUGAAAAAUUCUAUGAUGGCUCAAAAAAUAUUGGAUCACUUUGAAAUCACUCAACAUACUCGUUUAUUGUACAGUAUAUAUUCAUGUGCACAAAAAUUUUGCAAUUUUGAUUGCAGUGAUUAUAGCGACGAUGACCCAUAUGGUUAUAAUCAAUGGAUAACACAAUCGGCACCAUUUCCUGAAGAUGUUGAAUGGAACGAUAUUAUUAUGAACAAUCGCACAUCGUAUAUUUGUUCAUUUGUACUCAACUUGUUGACAAUUAUCAUUUUUUUGUUUCUUACCACUCCAAUUGUUGCGAUGAAUUUUUUACAGGAAAUAUUAAUUUUCGGAAUGGACAUAUCGAUAGAAGAUAAUGAAGAAAAACAGAUAAGCAUUGGUUUCCUUCAGAUAAAAUGGGCAAAAUACCUUAGCGCAUUGAUAAUGAAUGGAUUGGCAUGCAUUCUACCGAAUCUGAUUAUGUUGAUCGAAUUAUUCGUUCCACAAACAAGUAAAUCGGAGAAGAAUUCGAAAAUAAUGAGAAUGGUUUACUUGUAUCUAAUAUUGAUGGUGCUCAUAUUUCCUUCACUUGGACUCAUGUCGGGACAAUUAUUGAUUAAAAAAAUUACUGAUAAAUCAUUUCCAAGAGAUUUUUACAAAUGUCUAUUUCCGGCAACUAGUAGCCAAUUCUUCAUCUAUUACGUCAUCUCAUGUAUAUUCAUAAAUACUCCAGUGGAACUAUUACGUUUGCCUGAACUAGGAUCAUAUGUAUUCAAUUGCAUAAUCCAUUAUCCUAAAACAGAGGCGGAAUAUGGACGUGCCCGUAUGGAAACAAAUUUUCAAUUUAGUUAUGGUUCAAACUACCCACGUUUUCUAUUAAUAUUCACUAUUGUUAUAACAUAUAGUAUUGCCAGUCCCAUAUUAGCACCAUUGGGUAAGCAUUUAUUUUGUUUUUAA